GGAGUUUAGCUAGCCAACGUCGCCAUGACAUCGCCUACCAGUGUGAUUGGGGAUUACUAUUGGAGAAUCAUACUGUACUAACUUUGGCUAUAUCGUAAAAAUAGAACCAAAAAAAUGGCGGAAGCACCUCCAUGGCCCAGACGGUUUUUCUGUCACAGAUGUUCGGAAGAGAUCAGCCCUCGUCUUCCCGAUUACACAUGUCCUCGGUGUGAAUCUGGCUUUAUCGAGGAACUGCUGGAGGAGAGACGCAGUGAAAAUGGGUCCACAUCCACCAUUUCCAGCGGUGACCAGAACCAACAUCCAUUUGAGAAUGUGGACCCUUCAAAUAUAUUUACAUUCCCCUCGGGUUACGGCCAGUUUGCUAUGGGUGUCUUUGAUGACUCCUUUGACUUCGGAGCGGGGCUGGGAGGAGCAGGGCUAGGAGGAGCUGGGUUGGGAGGAGCAGGGCUAGGAGGAGCUGGGCUAGGAGGAGCUGGGUUGGGAACAGAGGACAACCGCGACGCAGAGAACCGGCGAGAACGGGAGAUGGCAUCACGGCAGCGAUACGGCGCCAGGCAACCUCGCGGUCGCCAUGGCGUCAGGAGGCAGGCAGGGAGACCGGAGGGAGUGCCCACUUUAGAGGGAAUCAUUCAGCAGCUAGUGAAUGGAAUAAUCGCCCCUACGGCAGUGCCAAAUAUUGGUGUGGGACCCUGGGGCGUGCUUCACUCAAACCCCAUGGAUUACGCCUGGGGUGCCAACGGACUAGAUGCAAUCAUUACACAGUUAUUAAAUCAGUUUGAGAACACUGGCCCUCCGCCAGCUGAUGGGGACAAAAUCAUGAGCCUUCCCACAGUCCUAAUCACACAGGAGCAUGUAGGCUCUGGUCUAGAAUGUCCAGUGUGUAAAGAAGACUACAGUGCUGGAGAAAACGUUAGGCAACUUCCAUGUAAUCAUUUGUUUCACAAUGAUUGCAUAGUACCCUGGCUUGAACAGCACGACACAUGUCCAGUGUGCAGGAAAAGCUUAAGUGGACUGAACACAGCCAUGAAUCCUCCAAGUCUAUCAGGGAUGAACUUUGCCUCUUCCUCUGCACCCCCGUCCUCCAGCUCAACCAGCAAUGAGAACUCGGCCAACAACUCCUAAAAAACAUUUCCCUUCCCACACAACCUAGUGAACUGCCCCUCAGCCAUUUGGGUACCAGUCUCACCCUGUCAAGGGGAGCUGAGAGCAACCACCCAGUCUCCUCCUCACCUGGAUCACUGCCUCACACUGGACCGGAGCCAGCAGGAAUCCAAUUAAAUGAAAGUCAGUAUGUUUCUGCCCCACCCGAGGCGCUCCUCAAGCCUUCAGGAAUGUUGCUUCUUGCUGCGUGGAAGGAUGGAUUCGGCCCUCUGCCUGGGGAAGAUAUGGAGAAUAGGAACAUUAGGAGGGUCACUCUGGAUAACCUCAACAUGCAACAAACAGAACAAGACAGUUAGUCCUGCAGUCUGAGGGGGGACUGGGGGAGAGAUUUUCUGGUCUUUUCUCACUAAGUCAGUUGUUUUUUAAAUAAUUUUUUUGACAUGUUUUAUGAGCAUUCAUAUUUGUACUGCUAAAGUUCUUAAAUGAAAACUUUCAGGAGUAAAGGAGGCUGAGUAUAGGCUGUGUACCUGGUUUGGAUUCUGCAGCUAUUGUUUGCAUGGAUUGGAAACAUCUAUCAAAUUUGAAGUGCUUUUCUCAAACAGAAAAGAGUUUACCCUUCAUACAAUGUACUUUUACAUUGAAUGAACCAACCCCCAAUCAGUUUCUUAUUGACUGAAGUUGUGUGUGCACCAUUGUUUUGCCCUUUGAAUUAAGAAACAAACUACAUUUGGCUUUGUGUUUUUUGGAGAACUGACUUGGGUGCUGGAUUAAGUCAAAGGUUACUACAUUCCUCUUUGUAACGACAGAGGUAAAGAUCCAAUAGUUAACCUGCUAGACAGAUUCUAACAGCCUUUUCUCAUUCGAUCAUACAUAAUCAGCAAGUUUCAGUGAAUUGGUUGUUUCAAAAAUAUAUUAAGUGAAUUCAAUGUUUUUGUACAAUUCACAGUAGAAAAUUUAAGUGAAAUGUAAAUAUAUAGAUUUGCAGAUAAUGUAAAACCCUGAACAAAACAUGAACUGAUGAGAAAAUAAAGAUGUCUGGGUGCUACCACUCAAUAUACAACUUA
This is a messenger RNA of Salvelinus sp. IW2-2015, 2165 nucleotides long. RefSeq names its product E3 ubiquitin-protein ligase RNF126. Gene Ontology annotation, cellular component: cytoplasm. Gene Ontology annotation, molecular function: ubiquitin protein ligase activity. The record is from RefSeq and is a predicted model, not a curated record. NCBI's taxonomy places the organism in Eukaryota, Metazoa, Chordata, Actinopteri, Salmoniformes, Salmonidae. Gene Ontology annotation, biological process: protein ubiquitination.